Molecule: messenger RNA, 3571 nt
Organism: Papilio xuthus (Asian swallowtail)
Lineage: Eukaryota; Metazoa; Arthropoda; Insecta; Lepidoptera; Papilionidae
Product: lysine-specific demethylase 4C
Exons: 5
Coding region: 270-3365 (1031 amino acids)
Biological process (GO): regulation of gene expression; chromatin remodeling
Cellular component (GO): chromatin; nucleus
Molecular function (GO): histone H3K36 demethylase activity; histone H3K9 demethylase activity
Source: RefSeq, a predicted model, not a curated record
ACCCAAUUCCACUUAUGCGGCUUCUACGGUGCCUAGAGAUUUUGAUUGCAAGCGCAUCUCAUUCAUGUCGGCCAUUUUACUGAUAAUGUUUUCAACUAAUUAUUUGACUUUAUUCGCGUGUGUAUUUAUGUAAUUAUCAGAUCAAAACGUAAACGCAAUCAUAUUCUAAAAAUUUAAAGACAAUCUAACGUAAUGUUGUGAGAAAUAAUCGUGUUUCUCGCAUGAUGAAAUAUUGUUGACUUUAUGUGAGUUUGUUAUUAAAAACUACGAUGUCUGUGACCAGCGACGAUGCAUCGGGUGGAUCCGGUAGCGGUUUAUCUAUCCAAGUGUUUCGACCCACGUGGGAUGAGUUUAAAGACUUUAAUAAAUACGUUCAGUAUAUGGAAUCGAAGGGGGCACACAAGGCUGGUCUCGCUAAAGUGAUACCACCACCGGAAUGGGUGCCAAGGAAGAAAGGGUACAAUUUAGACGAUCUCAACAUCACAAUACCUUCGCCUAUAUGUCAAGUGGUCACCGGAAAGCAAGGUUUGUUUCAACAAAUUAACAUACAGAAGAAAUCAAUGACAGUGAAACAGUUUGCGGUUAUGGCUAACUCCGCGAAGUAUUGUACGCCUCGGCACACGAAUUACGACGAUCUGGAGAGGAAAUACUGGAAGAAUGUUACCUAUGUGGCUCCUAUAUAUGGAGCUGAUGUAAACGGCAGUAUCACAGAUCCAGAUGUAAAAGAAUGGAAUAUAAAUCGCCUCGGAACGAUCUUAGACUUCGUAAACUCUGAUUAUGGGAUAGAAAUAGAUGGUGUUAAUACUGCUUACCUGUAUUUUGGUAUGUGGAAGACGACUUUUGCCUGGCACACUGAAGACAUGGAUUUAUACUCAAUUAAUUAUUUACACUUUGGCGAACCUAAAACAUGGUAUUCUAUCCCACCGGAACAUGGAAAACGGUUCGAAAGAAUAGCAUCUGGUUUUUUCCCAACAUCGGCUAAAACUUGCCAAGCGUUCCUGCGUCACAAAAUGACAUUAAUAUCACCACAAAUCUUAAAGCAAUAUGCUGUUCCUGUCAAUAAAGUAACACAGAAGCCUGGAGAGAUCAUGAUAACAUUUCCAUAUGGCUACCAUGCUGGUUUCAACCAUGGAUUUAACUGUGCCGAGUCUACAAAUUUUGCGGCUCCUCGUUGGGUUGAAUAUGGCAAAAGAGCACUGCAAUGUACAUGCAGUAAUGAUAUGGUUAAAAUUUCUAUGGACACAUUUGUUAAACGUUUUCAACCGGACCGCUAUGAACUAUGGCUGAAAGGAGAAGAUGUUGGUUGUCACCCAGAACAACCAGAGAAGAUGGUGCCGGCUCCAUCUCCCUCCGGACAAGACAUUCUUUGCAAUAAAAAUAAUACUGAACUACCCGAGUCAUUCAUAGAGGCAGAGAUUGAGGGACUGAAGAAGAAAAAAAGACAUCCUCUACAUUUGAAAAGAGCAAUGGCAAGCAAGAGUAUUUCCGAAGGUGCCAUUGCUGUAUCCAUCUUGGGUCAUGAUAUUAUGGAUGAUGAUGAGAUGACUAUGGCAGAGGGUGACCUUGACAUGAUGACUUCAAUGAAGAGACAAAUGAUGCCACUGUCUCCCAAUGACACUCAACUUGAUGCUCUUGAAGAUAUUUGGCUAAAAGGUGAUGAGAUGGAACCAUCAGAAGCUCAACAACCUGAUGUUGGCUAUAUGGACUCGGAUAAAGACUCAGAUUAUGAAGUCCCAAGGUCAAGGAAAAUUACAAAACCUAAGAAAAGACGAAAGAAGGAAACAAAAGAAAAAGUCAAAGAAGGAGAUGAAGAAACUGUCAGGUCUAAGAAAACCCCACCACUGAAUAGGACACACAAGAGAAAAGUUAAGACUAAAAAGCUGUCUGAAGAGCAACUGGAGGAUAUGGCAGCUGUGAUUUCAAACUGGGAUUCUCCGCCGCAUGAAGAUGACGUUGCUACCAACGUAACCAAAACUGAAUCUGUUUCCAACCCAAUAUUAAAAAGUUUACUUAACAAAGACAGCCCAAGCCCAACAAAUGAUAAGAAACUCAAGAAACGAAAAUCAUCAACAAAAGAUACAGAACCAGUGGAAAAAGAGAAACAAGAAAAGGCUAAGAAAGAAAAAAAAGAAGGCAUUGUCAAGAAAGAGGAUUCAAAAGAUAAGACGGAAAAGAAAUCUAGAAAACCACGGACUCCGAAAAAGAAAGUCAUUGUUGAAUACAACAAUACUCCAGAAACUUUUAUACCAAGUCAUACAGCUACUAGAGUUUUGGAUCUUGAUGCAAAGGAAUCAAAGGAUGGUAUCGCAGAAACAAAAAAGACUGACAGUGUCCCCCCAGUUCCAUCUAGUUCAAAAAGCCCAGUCUUACCAAAGCCAUCCUUGCCUGCAGAAGUUUACACCGGUCUACGCGUCAGUCCGAAUCCACGUCAAACAGCAGUCCCACCUAUCAACAAAAAUCCAACCGCAUUCCAAGGAGAAUUUCAUAAAUUCAUGGUCACAGCAAACCUUAAACCAGAGCCGUUACCUCUACCUACAAUGCGCAUACCUAAGAAAAAGCCACCGAAAACCAAAUAUACGGAACCAACAAGAACAGUCCCCACUCCAGUACUAACCGAACCUCCCAUCCCUAAAUGUCAAUACAAUGACAACAUAUUUGUAAACAGACCAUUAGAUUUUAGAAUGAAUUCGUUCCCACCUGGACCUCAGAAUGCACCACCUCGUGCCGAUCCAACAGUUCAAACUCAAUGGAGAGGUGAAUAUCCAAAUCAGCGCACACUCUUACAAAAUGUACAACCAAACUACGGUGACAAUUCAAAUUAUUACAGGAGUCCGUAUCAAACACCGUGGUCCGAUUAUGCAUGUCUGAACGUGCUGACGAAGCAAGAGGUCUCGCCGUGCGUGGAAAAGGAGGAGGUGAAAGUGGAGGUGGAAAGGUUUAUAGAUCACGCCCGACAGAUGGAAGCUUUCUUUUUACAGAAAAGGUUCCUGCUGUCAGCGAUGAAGCCUGAACUCCUAGUGAAGGAGGACAACAAUGAAUUGAAAUGCGAGUUACAGCGAAAAGAUGAAUUGUUACGUCGACAUUAUGAUAAAGUUACACAAUGGCACGGAUUACUUGCUGAUUUACAGGGUCACACUGUGUACAACAAAUGUCAACAACAGAGCGCGCCGCCCGCGCUGCAGCAAGCUGCCUCGCCCAUGCCUCAGCCAUGCGCAGUGCAGCAAAGUGUACAGGCUCGAUAUGCGCAGGCGCAGCAGAUGGCAGCUGCGCAGCAGGCGGCGCUGCAGCAGCAGGCUCUGCAGCAGCAGCAGGUACCUCGCCCCCCGCACCCGCCUGCAUACCCCGCAGGGCCCCAACGCCGGUAGCCCACUCACCCCCACACUAGAAUGUCUAUGCCUUCAUGCCUAACACUUAUGCAGAUUUAUAGUAUGUUUCAAAUAUCUCUUUGGCCCAAGCAAAUCUGCGCAAUGCUCUCACACCGCACCCCUGUUCAUUAUGCUACACCAAUUGUCUCCGAUGAGCCGAUGAGAUAUUUGAAAAUUUUUAUACAUUUUAAAUUCUGUUUAUCCGC